This is a messenger RNA of Cyprinodon tularosa, 2107 nucleotides long. It is a transcript of the gene kbtbd4, whose product is annotated as kelch repeat and BTB (POZ) domain containing 4. Gene Ontology annotation, molecular function: protein binding. The transcript has 5 exons. Bases 108 to 1679 code for a protein of 523 amino acids. NCBI's taxonomy places the organism in Eukaryota, Metazoa, Chordata, Actinopteri, Cyprinodontiformes, Cyprinodontidae. The record is from RefSeq and is a predicted model, not a curated record.
GGGGGGCAGUAAGCAUUUUGAGUUUAAACAACUAAAAUUCUGUUUACUUCCGAUUAACAGUUUAACUGCCUCUGAAUGGCACAGCCGUGCAAAUAAAGGCAUCAAAUAUGGAGUCCAUUGAGGAGGGCGGAGUCAGCGUCGGUGGCUCUGUGGGAGAGGAGAAUUACUUCCUAGGAUACACCUUCACUGACCGCUCACACUCCAGCCGCGUGGUGAAGAGCAUCAUGAGCCUGUGCCUGGAGGACGGCCUGUUCGCAGAUGUCACCAUCACCGUGGACGACAGGGAGUUUCACCUGCACAGGCUGGUUCUGUCAGCGCAAAGCAGCUUCUUCCGCUCCAUGUUCACCUCCAACCUCAAAGAGUCCCACAACCGCUCCAUCGAGCUGAAGGACGUGAGCGCCUCCGUCUUCCAGCUGCUGAUCGACUACAUCUACCACGGCACCAUUAAGCUGCGGGUGGAGGAGCUGCAGGACACCUAUGAGAUGGCCGACAUGUACCAGCUGACAGCUCUGUUUGAGGAAUGCUCGCGCUUCCUCUCGCGGACGGUGGAGGUCAAGAACUGUUUGCAGGUGAUGUGGCUCGCAGACAGACACAGUGAUCAGGAGCUGUAUACAGCAGCCAAGCAGUGCGCUAAAAUCCACCUGGCUCAGCUGCAUCAGACCGAAGAAUAUCUCAAUCUGCCCCUCUGUCUGCUACUGGACAUCAUCAAGGAUGGAGUUCCCAGCUCCCAGAACCCAACGACGGCCAUCGAGUCUUGGAUAAACCAUAACAAGGUUGAGAGGGAGGAGUUCUCCUGCCUCCUCCAGGAGAAUCUGAAGGAAAUUGGGGAAAACGUCCACAUUUAUCUGAUCGGUAAAGAGGAGACCAGGACUCACUCCCUGGCGGUGUCGCUGCAUUGUGACGAAGACGACGCCAUCAGCGUGAGCGGCCAGAACAGCCUGUGCCAUCAGAUCACUGCCGCCUGUAAACAUGGUGGGGACCUGUACGUGGUGGGGGGGUCCAUCCCCCGCCGCAUGUGGAAGUGCAACAUGCACACCAUGGACUGGGAGCGCUGUGCCCCGUUGCCUAGAGACCGCCUCCACCACACUAUGGUUUCUGUGAGCUCUGAAGACGCCAUCUACUCCCUGGGAGGCAAGACGCUGCAGGACACGCUGUCCAACGCCAUCAUUUACUACACGGUGAAGGACAACGUGUGGACAGAGACCAGCCAGUUGGACACCGCCGUUUCCGCCGCCGCUGGCGUCAACCUGGGAGGAACCAUUUACCUGCUCGGAGGGGAGGAGAACGACAUGGACUUUUUCACAAAGCCGUCUCGUCUCAUUCAGUGCUUUGACACCUCCUCCCAGAAGUGUCAGAUCAAGCCCUACAUGCUGCCGUUCGCAGGCUGCAUGCACGCCGCCGUCCACAUGGACGUGAUCUUCAUCGUUGGAGAAGGGGACUCGUUGGUGUGCUACAACCCUCUGCUGGAGAGCUUCACACGGUUGCGCUUCCCAGAGGUGUGGAGCUGCAUCCCUUCUCUGUGGAAGGUGGCGAGCUGUAACGGCUGCAUAUACGUCUUCAGAGACAAAUGUAAGAAAGGUGACGCAAAUACGUUAAAGUUUAACCCCGCCACAUCUGUGGUCUCAGUUAUCAGAGGUAUAAAGAUCCUCCUAACGAACUGGCAGUUUGUGCUGGCCUAAGCUGCCCUACAUUUACCACUCUAUGUUCCGUAGUCAUCGCAAUAAAUCAGAAAACAGACUCAGAGUGUGACUCAGAGUGACUUCAUUCCAUCAUAUUGAAAAUCUAAACAUCAGUCGCUUCUGUUCUAGUGUUGCUGUGGAUCAAUUAGCUGAGUAAACACUGUGACCAGAGAUGAACAUUGUUUCCUGUGCGCUUAACAUUUAUAACAUCAUGCAUGAACUGCUUUGAACGUGCUGGUCGGUAAAAGUUCCUCACUGCAUUCUAAACAUUAGGCUGCUAAAAAAAUGGCUAAAUAUUCACACAUGUUAAGUCUGUAAAGAUAUUAUCAGGGAAUGUUUUGUAAGAUUUCAAGUUUUGCAUCUUUUUUAUGUGUGCAAUUCUGGUUCAAGUUGAUGUGCUACGAUAAAUGGUAAAACAUCUUGGUAAA